AUGUCCUGUGAUCCAAGGGAGGUUAAAGAACUAUCGGCUGAAGGCAACGAAUCCGUAUCCAAAGCAGAAGAAGCUUCCGACGUUCAUCCAGGAGAAACGAGUGCAAGGUCAUCCGAGGUUGAAGUGUGUAUUCUCGAAACGUUGGAUUCCCUUGUGGAGGAUUAUGACGAAGAGGAAGAUAAAGAUUAUCAGUUGGACAGCGAAGAGAGUGAAGACGAGGGCGAAUCUUCCGAAGAUGAAGAUUCUUAUGAUGACGUUGAUCCCGAAGAAUUAAAUGAGGUCGCGAAAUCUGCUGUCGAUCGACUGGAUCCGGUCGAAAAGUCGAAGUUGUUUGUUCCGGGGGUCACGGUCCUUCGCGACGGAAAAAGUUUUGCGUCUUUACGAAACAACGAUGCGGUUGAAGAACUCGCCGAAAAAUUCAAGCUCAUUUUUUCUUAA
Messenger RNA from Acaulospora colombiana, 438 nucleotides. Lineage: Eukaryota; Fungi; Glomeromycota; Glomeromycetes; Diversisporales; Acaulosporaceae. The record is from the annotation of a GenBank genome assembly.